Messenger RNA from Motacilla alba alba, 1418 nucleotides. RefSeq names its product NOP56 ribonucleoprotein (gene NOP56). Lineage: Eukaryota; Metazoa; Chordata; Aves; Passeriformes; Motacillidae. The record is from RefSeq and is a predicted model, not a curated record. The transcript has 10 exons. Bases 65 to 1375 code for a protein of 436 amino acids. Gene Ontology annotation, molecular function: snoRNA binding. Gene Ontology annotation, cellular component: small-subunit processome; box C/D methylation guide snoRNP complex.
AAGGAGGCGGGGUUCCGGCGGGGACAGCGCGUCAGUUCCGGACGGCGGCGGCGGCGGGAGGACGAUGGUGCUGCUGCACGUGCUGUUCGAACAUGCGGCCGGCUACGCGCUGUUCGCCGUGCGCGAGGUGGAGGAGAUCGGCCUGCUGCUGCCGCAGGUGGAGGAGAGCGUCCUCACGCUGGGCAAGUUCCACAACGUGGUGAAGCUCGUGGCCUUCUCGCCGUUCCGCUCGGCGCAGAGCGCGCUGGAGAACAUGAACGCCGUGUCCGAGGGAGUCCUGCACGAGGACCUGCGGCUGCUGCUGGACACGGCGCUGCCCCCCAAGAGGAAGAAGGUGCUGCUGGGCGUGGGCGAUGCCAAGAUGGGCGCGGCCGUGCUGGAGGAGCUGGGGGUGCAGUGCCAGACCGGGGGCGUCGUGGCCGAGCUCAUGCGAGGGAUCCGGCUGCACUUCGCGGCGCUGGUCCGCGGCCUCACGGCGCAGUCGGCGGCCAAGGCCCAGCUGGGGCUCGGCCACAGCUACUCCCGGGCCAAGGUGAAGUUCAACGUGCACCGCGUGGACAACAUGAUCAUUCAGUCCAUCAGCCUGCUGGACCAGCUGGACAAGGACAUCAACACCUUCUCCAUGCGCGUCCGCGAGUGGUACGGGUACCACUUCCCCGAGCUGAUCAAGAUCGUCCCCGAGAACGCCAUGUACUGCCGGGUGGCCAAAUUCAUCGGGAACCGCCGCGAGCUGAGCGAGGAGAGCCUCGAGGGGCUGGAGGAGAUCGUCAUGGACAGCGCCAAGGCCCAGGCCAUCCUGGAGGCCUCGCGCUCCUCCAUGGGGAUGGACAUCUCCCCCCUGGACCUCAUCAACAUCGAGAGCUUCUCCCGCCGCGUCAUCUCGCUGUCCGACUACCGCAAGGGGCUGCAGGAGUACCUGCGCUCCAAGAUGAGCCAGGUGGCGCCCAGCCUGUCGGCCCUCAUCGGGGAGGUGGUGGGUGCCCGCCUCAUCUCUCACGCUGGCAGCCUGACCAACCUGGCCAAGUACCCGGCGUCGACGGUGCAGAUCCUGGGCGCCGAGAAGGCCCUGUUCAGGGCGCUGAAGACGCGGGGGAACACCCCCAAGUACGGCCUCAUCUUCCACUCCACCUUCAUCGGGCGCGCGGCCGCCAAGAACAAGGGGCGGAUCUCGCGCUACCUGGCCAACAAGUGCACCAUCGCCUCGCGCAUCGACUGCUUCUCAGAGGUCCCCACCAGUGUCUUUGGGGACAAGCUGCGGGAGCAGGUGGAGGAGCGCCUGGCCUUCUACGAGACCGGGGAGCCGCCCCGCAAGAACCUGGAGGUGAUGAAGGAGGCCGUGGUGGAGGUGAGGAGGAAGAGGAGGAGGGGACGCUGAGGGAUGAAGAGUGGUGAGGGUGAUAAGUGGAGGCAGUGGGAGA